Messenger RNA from Colias croceus (clouded yellow), 1121 nucleotides. Its product is annotated as alpha-tocopherol transfer protein-like. Gene Ontology annotation, molecular function: phosphatidylinositol bisphosphate binding. Bases 116 to 1042 code for a protein of 308 amino acids. Gene Ontology annotation, cellular component: membrane. Lineage: Eukaryota; Metazoa; Arthropoda; Insecta; Lepidoptera; Pieridae. The record is from RefSeq and is a predicted model, not a curated record. The transcript has 6 exons.
UAUGAAUUAUACGAGACUGAUACAUUGAAGAAGUAAUGCGCCGGAGUCCUAUUCACAGUGCUUUUUGCGACGCCGCGGUGAGCGCGCGUAGCGUGUAUUUUUUACAGGGGUAACAAUGCCGACCCCGGACUACAGUAUCGAGUUGGAGCUCGGUGAACCACCACCGGAACUGCUGGAGUACGCGCGGAAAGAAUGCGGCGAAGACCCCAACACACGCUUGCAAGCUAUUUAUGAAUUACGGGAAAUGAUAUAUGAAAGAGGAGAAUGCACGCCUCAUCGUAUGGAUGACGAAUUUUUAACUCGAUUUCUAAGAGCCCGCAAUUUUAUACCACAAAGAGCGCAUAGAUUGAUCGUCAAUUAUUAUAACUUCAAAGAUGAAAACCCUGAUUUGUUCGAAAACAUAUAUCCAUUAGAUUUAAGGAAAAUUGGUGAUUCUCAUGUCAUAUCUGUACCACCAUAUCGUGAUCAGGAUGGCAGAAGACUUCUUUUGUUCAGAAUUGGAUGUUGGGAUGCAAAAACGAUACCAGUAGACGAUUUAUUCAAAGCUACCAUAUUCGCAAUGGAAAUUGGAGUUCUAGAAGUCAGAACUCAGAUCCUCGGCGGAGUGGCUCUGUUUGACUUGGAAGAUAUUGGCGUACAACAUGCUUGGCAAAUAACUCCCUCCGUUGCGUCUAAGAUCGUCAAAUUAUUGGUGUCGAGCUUCCCAGCGACCACAUACGCGAUACACAUCAUCAACCACUCGUGGGUGUUCGACAAAAUGUACAACAUCUUCAAGCCGUUCCUCACCGCGGACAUGCGUUCUAGAAUAUUCUUCCAUGGCUAUGACGUCACAUCUCUCCACAAGCAUAUUAGACCGGAGUACUUACCAGAGAGAUACGGGGGAGUGUGGCCAGACUUCAGUUAUACUGGCUGGCUGGAAUCUUUGAGACAUAACCAUACAAUUGCUAAAGAAACUAUUUCAUGCGGUUACAAGUUUCGCGCUGAAGAACUCGGCUCUGAAGUUGUGAGUCGACUCAAGGAAGAAGGCGUUGAACUUUCUUGAGUUGGUUAGAAUCAGUCUUGUAUGUCGGGAUUUUGUUCAAGUCGUUAUUUUAUUAUAAUGCCGAUUGCAGGGUAAUUAA